GCGCUUUGAAUUAUUUAAGAGUAGAAACACCUUCCUCUGACAUGACUUGAGAAGUGUCGGCUUUGAAAGCGAAGCUGUCUGCAUUCACAAAGACAUGAACUUAGAUGGGGACAGCAGCAUGUCAGUCAGUUGUGGGAAUGGCAAACUUAGACAGUGGCUCAUCGAUCAGAUUGACAGCGGGGAGUAUUCCGGCUUGGUUUGGGAAAAUGACGAAAAAACCAUUUUCAGGAUUCCCUGGAAGCACGCGGGGAAACAGGACUACAACCGCGACGAGGACGCGGCGCUCUUCAAGGCUUGGGCCCUGUUCAAAGGCAAGCACAGAGAAGGCUUGGACAAACCAGACCCUCCAACGUGGAAGACGAGGCUCCGCUGUGCCCUGAACAAGAGCAAUGACUUUGAUGAGCUGGUGGAGAGAAGCCAGCUGGACAUCUCAGAUCCUUACAAGGUCUACAGGAUAAUACCAGAAGCAGCCAAGAGAGGCUCUAAGUCCAGCAGUAUGGAUGACAGCGCAGCACACGUGACUUCUAUUAGUUAUCCAAUGCAUUCUUCUUAUCCUCCUCUACAGCCUCAGAUGCCGGGAUACAUGCUGCCUCAGGAGAGACGAGACUGGAGGGAAUACAGCGGCGAUCAGCCUCAUCCUCAGGCUCCUCACGCAGAGUUACCGUAUGGCCAGUGUCCGUAUCAACCCACGCGCUCCUUACCCUGGCACCCAUCGGCCUGUGACAACGGAUACCAGAUAUCUGGCUCCUUCUACACAUAUUCGCCUACAGAAACCCAUCCAGUGGCAAUGGACCCCAAUAUGAGAUCCGCCGAAGCCAUGGCUGUUUCAGACUGCCGCCUGCACGUCUCUCUGUACUAUCGUGAGUCUCUGGUGAAGGAGGUGACCACCAGCAGCCCUGAAGGCUGUCGCAUCUCCUCCUCUCCGUCUCCAGGAUCCCCCUCGUCCCCGUCGUCCCCGGGCCCUGAGGAGCGUCUGUACAGCGGGGCCGAGCCCGUGCUCUUGCCCUUCCCGUACCCUCAGUCGCAGCGGCGCGGGGCCGAGAAGCUGCCUAACGUUCUGGAGCGCGGCGUGCUGCUGUGGCUGGCUCCAGACGGGCUUUACGCCAAGCGCCUGUGCCAGGGCCGCGUGUACUGGGAGGGCCCGCUGGCCCCGUACGCUGACAAACCCAACAAGCUGGAGAAAGAGCAGACCUGCAAGCUGAUGGACACGCAGCAGUUCCUCUCAGAACUGCAGGGCUUCAUUCACCACGGCCGUCCCAUGCCGCGCUCUCAGGUGGUGCUGUGUUUCGGAGACGAGUUUCCAGACCCUCAAAGGCAGAGCAAAAUGAUCACAGCUCACGUGGAGCCCAUGUUUGCCCGACAGCUCCUGUAUUUUGCAGGCCAGACCAACGGGCACUACUUGCGCGGAUAUGAGCUUCAGAGUCCAGGUGCUUUACCUGUAGAAGAGUAUCAGAGAAGCAUCCAGCACUUGCAGGAGUAACAAGCUUCAGCUGAGAUACUGCACAGCCCAGCCGCUCGCACUGUAUCUGCUCUACAGCCAGCGGAGGCUAGUGAAAGCCAAUGGAGCAUCAUUGACAUCGUAAUGAAGACUUGAAAUCACAUUGCGAUUACCUGACCAAGUGCCCACUUACACAUCCCAAAAGCUACAAACUCUUCGGACACCAUACAGUAUUGGAUGCAGUCUUUUUGUAUGAAAAGGGUUCAUGAAUUAUGUCUCAGUGAGUCUGAGAACACAUGGAAAAAUGUUGGUUUGUUUCAUGUCAGCUCCUUUUCUGCUGCAAACACAAGCAAAACACAAACCACGUGCUAAAACAGUGUCAAGUUCAUUUCAAUUCAACGUUUCACUCACGUUGUGCUGAUAAUGUGUAGUGGCAAAUUAUGCAAAGCAGAAGUGUACUCAGAUUUCUGGACUCCCAAAUAUUUCAUAUGGACAUUUGAGAAAGAAGCUAACCAAAAACAAAACUACAAUCUAACUAUUUUUCCCAUAGGAAUUGUUUGUUAGUGGGACACAUAUUUUUGAUACGUCGAUGUAUAGUUGCAUAGACUUUCUAUUACUGGUCUAUAUUGCUCUGCUUUUCUAACACAAUCCUCUUUUUUCUCAUUGUUUUCGGCGCCGUGUGAGUAUUUAUAUUGUAUGCAUGUAGGUUUCUAUAUGCACAGCCGAAUGUACUGUAUAGCUGUAUAGAUAUCUUGAAUGUAAUCAAAGUAAUUAUUUCUCUGAAUGGCAUCUGACAAGAAGUUAUAUAAUGCUAAAUACUAAGAAACAGUUUGUGGUUGGUUGUGUGUGUGUGUGUGUGUGUGUGUGAUUGUUAUCUGCUUUCAAGU
Molecule: messenger RNA, 2325 nt
Organism: Sinocyclocheilus rhinocerous
Lineage: Eukaryota; Metazoa; Chordata; Actinopteri; Cypriniformes; Cyprinidae
Gene: irf4a
Product: interferon regulatory factor 4a
Exons: 9
Coding region: 95-1480 (461 amino acids)
Biological process (GO): regulation of transcription by RNA polymerase II; immune system process
Cellular component (GO): nucleus
Molecular function (GO): RNA polymerase II cis-regulatory region sequence-specific DNA binding; DNA-binding transcription factor activity, RNA polymerase II-specific; protein binding
Source: RefSeq, a predicted model, not a curated record